AUGCCUCCCAAUGAGACACCCACCUCGUCAAUGGCCCUGGUUGAAGUCGGAUCCCCAGAAGCGGUCGAGCCGCACCACAUGAAGAAUGCAAGCGCCUAUUUAGAAGAACAGUAUCCGAAGUACACUUACGUACCCGACCAAAACUCUCCUCCCGAAGCGAUCGCGAUUGAACCAGAUAAGGAAAAGCAACAUGAGCUAGAUGGAAAGACAGUUUCACCUAAGAGGACGGUCUUUGGGAUUCGACGUCGCUGGUUUGUUAUUGGAGUUGUCGUCGCCUUGAUCGUUAUCGCAGCGGCAAUAGGCGGUGGUGUUGGGGGAUCAAUGGCACAUAAAAAUAAGAAAGACGACGCUGAGGCUGAGGCUGCAACUUUUACAAGUUCGGUUGGUCAAGGCGAUAGCACAGACGAGGCUUCACAAGCAACGUCUGCUUCGACUAGUGCUCUCGUCGUUACCAAGACAAUCACAGAAACUGCUGCCGACUCUACUCAGGUCAAAACCAUGACAACGACAACAAAGACAGACGAAGCAACGAAAACGACGGAAACCGCAACCGAGACAACAGAGUCCUGCGCCGAGGGAACGGUCGCAGAUGGUGAAUCAUUGAACUACAUGGGUCUAUGCAAAUUUAGCUGUGGCUAUGGUUACUGUCCUCCAGGACCUUGCACUUGCGUCGCGACGGGCAAGCCAAAGGAGACUCCGCCUGUCAAAAACGUUCGCGGUUGUCCAUUACCAGAGUUGAGUGAUGGUUAUCUAGGACUUUGUUCCUUUGCUUGUAACCAUGGAUACUGUCCUGAGACAGCAUGUACGACAAAGUGUGAUGAUAGAUGA
Messenger RNA from Fusarium venenatum, 828 nucleotides. RefSeq lists its product as uncharacterized. The record is from RefSeq and is a predicted model, not a curated record. NCBI's taxonomy places the organism in Eukaryota, Fungi, Ascomycota, Sordariomycetes, Hypocreales, Nectriaceae.